GCCAACAAAGGAGCCAGCGUGCGGCGCUGCCAGGAGCGCGCGUGUCCCGGCCCCGCCGCGGCGCCUCCCCGACACGCGCGCACGUGGAGUGGGGGCUUAGGGGCAGCGGCGGGUGCCUAGGGUGCGGGGCGACCCCCGACCGAGGCGCGGCGGUGAAGCCGGGACACAGCAGGUGGCUCCCACGCCGCGACGCGCAGGGCAGGAGCAUCCCUGGGUGCUUGUGCAGCUGGGUCUGAUGAGCCUAGCCCAGAGGGCCUCACCUCCACUUCCCUGCUGGACUUCCUGCUACCCACUGGCUUGGAGCCACUGGACUCAGAGGAGCCUAGUGAGACCAUGGGCCUGGGAGCUGGCCUGGGAGCCCCUGGCUCAGGCUUCCCCAGCGAAGAGAGUGAAGAAUCUCGGAUUCUGCAGCCACCACAGUACUUCUGGGAAGAGGAGGAAGAGCUGAAUGACUCAAGUCUGGACCUGGGACCCACUGCAGAUUAUGUUUUUCCUGACUUAACUGAGAAGGCAGGUUCCAUUGAAGAUACCAGCCAGGCUCAAGAGCUGCCAAACCUACCCUCUCCCUUGCCCAAGAUGAAUCUGGUUGAGCCUCCCUGGCAUAUGCCUCCUGCAGAGGAGGAAGAAGAUGAGGAAGAGGAAGAGGAGGACAGGGAGAAGGAAGAGGUAGAGAAACAAGAGGAGGAGGAAGAAGAGGAGCUGCUCCCUGUGAACGGAUCCCAAGAAGCAGCCAAGCCUCAGGUCCAUGACUUUUCUCUCACCAGCAGCAGCCAGACCCUAGGGGCCACCAAAAGCAGGCAUGAAGACACCGGGGACCAGGCCUCAUCAGGCGUGGAGGUGGAGAGCAGCAUGGGGCACAGCUUGCUGCUGCCCUCAGUCACCCCAACUACAGUGACUCUGAGGGACCAGGACUCUACUAGCCAGGAGCCAGGGGCCACAGUGCUGCCGGCUGCAGGGCUUGAGGUAGAGUUCCAGGCUCCCCAGGAAGCAAGUGAGGAGACCACUGCAGGAGCAGCUGGUUUGUCUGGCCAGCAUGAAGAGGUGCUGGCCUCGCCUUCAUUCCCUCAAACUGCAUCUCCCAGUGGGGCCGAGGACCCAGAUGAAGGUCCCCCUGGCUCUAAAACCUCAGCCUCUUUCCCACUGGACCCUGGAGACAUGGAACUGACACCUUCCUCUGCUACCUUGGGGCAAGAGGAUCUCAACCAACAGCUCCUAGAUGGGCAGGCAGCUGAAGCUCAAUCCACAAUACCCUGGGAUUCUACACAGGUGAUCUGCAAGGACUGGAGCAAUCUGGCUGGAAAAAACUACAUCAUUCUGAACAUGACAGAGAACAUAGACUGUGAGGUGUUCCGACAGCACCGUGGGCCGCAGCUCCUGGCUCUGGUGGAAGAGGUGCUGCCCCGCCAUGGCAGCGGCCACCACGGGGCCUGGCACAUCUCUCUGAGCAAGCCCAGCGAGAAGGAGCAGCACCUUCUCAUGACGCUGGUGGGCGAGCAGGGGGUGGUGCCCACUCAAGAUGUCCUUUCCAUGCUGGGUGACAUCCGAAGGAGCCUGGAGGAGAUUGGCAUCCAGAACUACUCCACAACCAGCAGCUGCCAGGCGCGGGCCAGCCAGGUGCGCAGCGACUACGGCACGCUCUUCGUGGUGCUGGUGGUCAUUGGGGCCAUCUGCAUCAUCAUCAUUGCGCUCGGCUUGCUCUACAAUUGUUGGCAGCGCCGGCUACCCAAGCUCAAGCACGUGUCGCACGGCGAGGAGCUGCGCUUUGUAGAGAACGGCUGCCACGACAACCCCACGCUGGACGUGGCCAGCGACAGCCAGUCGGAGAUGCCGGAGAAGCACCCUAGCCUGAAUGGCGGCGGGGCCCUCAACGGCCCAGGAAGCUGGGGAGCGCUCAUGGGGGGCAAGCGGGACCCCGAGGACUCGGACGUGUUCGAGGAGGACACCCACCUGUGAGCGCCGCCAAGGCGCAGGCCGAGUGGGCCGCCAGGACCGAGCAGGGCGGACCCCGAAACGGUCGGCCCGGAGCCCGCGCCUCCCCGGGCCGCGCCCGCAGCCUGGCCCUCAGAGCGGGCUCCCCCCCGCUUCCCACGGCGGCCUCGGUCCGGCUCCCUCACUCCCGCCCAGGGGCCGGCCUCAGGGCCCGCCUUGGCCCUGCUUUCCCGCCCCUGAACCCCGGGCUCCGCGGGCGGCGGGCAGCGCUCCCUGCGCCCCGGGACUUUAUUAAAUCCGCCCGGAGACCACACUUGAUCCAGCUCGUC
Molecule: messenger RNA, 2258 nt
Organism: Callithrix jacchus (white-tufted-ear marmoset)
Lineage: Eukaryota; Metazoa; Chordata; Mammalia; Primates; Cebidae
Gene: PODXL2
Product: podocalyxin like 2
Biological process (GO): leukocyte tethering or rolling
Source: RefSeq, a predicted model, not a curated record